Messenger RNA from Stereum hirsutum FP-91666 SS1, 2034 nucleotides. RefSeq lists its product as uncharacterized. Gene Ontology annotation, cellular component: Sec62/Sec63 complex. The record is from RefSeq and is a predicted model, not a curated record. NCBI's taxonomy places the organism in Eukaryota, Fungi, Basidiomycota, Agaricomycetes, Russulales, Stereaceae. The coding region runs from base 1 to 2034 and encodes 677 amino acids. Gene Ontology annotation, biological process: SRP-dependent cotranslational protein targeting to membrane; post-translational protein targeting to endoplasmic reticulum membrane. Gene Ontology annotation, molecular function: RNA binding; transmembrane protein transporter activity. The transcript has 11 exons.
AUGGCCAGCUACCACUAUGACGAGUCGGGCAACAUGGCCCUCUACUUCAUCAUCACCUUUCUAGUCAUCAUCCUCAUUCCUUUCUCCAUCUCCGCCCUCUCUUCUGUUACCAAACCGGCAUGCGAAUGUGGCCCUUGUGUUGAACAGCGCAAGCGGAUAAAACAGCGCGAAACGGGCAGCCUCCUCCAUCCCAACGUUUCUAAGAAGAACGCGUUUGUCCUCGUCGGCUGGCUCCUCGUUGCUGGUCUGUCCUGGAAGGUCGGGAGUGCAGUCACGGAGAACAAGGUCUACAACCCGUAUGAGAUUUUGGGACUUGCCAUGGGCGUAACGGAGAAGGAGAUCAAAUCGCAUUAUAAGAAGCUUUCCAAGAUCUACCAUCCCGAUAAAAUGAAGCCCACCGAGAACUCCACCGUCGAAGAUAUUGCUUCUUACUUCGUGGACCUCACCAAGGCAUACAAAUCGUUAACAGACGAGACCAUCCGCAAAAACUUCGAAGAAUUCGGACAUCCGGAUGGCAGGCAAGAAGUCACCAUGGGUAUCGCACUUCCUCGAUGGAUCGUGGAAGCUCAGAACAAUAUCUGGGUUUUGGGUGUGUACGGCCUUCUAUUCGGUGUUGCUCUGCCUAUACUCGUCGGCCGCUGGUGGUUCGGCUCCCGUCAAAAGACCAAGGACGGCAUCAACGCUCAGACCGCUUCUACCUUCUUCAAAUCGCUCACUGAAAACGAUUCCGUCGACAAAGUCUUCACCACCCUCUCUAAAGCUUCGGAAUUCUCGCAAGUUCCUUCUACCUCUAAAGCCCCCAAGCCUAGCGUCGAGCAAGAAUUGAAGGAGCUGGAGAAGAAGAUUGCAGAGCUUGAGAAGGCACAAUGGACGGAUCUGAAAGAGUUAGUCGACGAGAAGGGUGAGGGUAUGAAUGGGCGGAGAAGGGUACUCAUCUUGUUGCACGCGCAUCUACUGAGGUUGGACAUUCAGGAUUCGGGACUGAAGAAAGAACAAUCCGCGCUCCUUCUUCAAACGCCUUCCCUUCUCAAUGCCCUCCUCAAUAUUGCCAUGGCGCGCAACUGGCUCCAACCCACAGUCGCCGUCAUGCGCUUACAAGCCUACCUCACACAGGCUCUCCUGCCUCUUCCUUCUAGUAAUGCAUACGAUCCUGAACGCAAAAUUCAAAAAUACGCUCAAUUACCGGGACUGAAGCAAGAGGACGUACGAGGUUUGGGUACUGCUGUGGACGAUAUCAAAGAGGUUGUCACCGCCUUGGAGGGACGAAAUGACGGCCGAGUGGAUGAUAUCAAGAAGGCUGUCGAAAGAUGGGGCCGUGUCGAAAUUGUCGAUGCUCAGUUUAAGGUCCUCGGCGAACGAAUCGUCACACCUUCAGCAUUAGUCAACCUCCUCGUUAAACUUCGCCUCACGCCACCGUCCACCGAGUUCAUCCAAUCAAAUGGCUCAGCUCCCACCGACCCCCCAGCACCUGAAGCAGAGACCGCUAAGGACCUUGAAUUCCUCAACAGUCCAAAAGAUUUCGAAGAGCUCGCGGCGCCGACUGACGGCAGUGGGAUUGCGCAUGCGCCAUACUGGCCUGGCAACCGUCGACCAGGCUGGUGGAUUGUUCUUGCCGAUGACAAGUCGAACCGGAUUGUUGUACCUCCCAUGCGCAUCUUCGAUAUCCCCUUCUCCAAUCCCUCGAAAACACGGAAUUAUCGGUCUUUCAAGCUUAAGUUCCAGGCUCCGCCAGGUGUUGGACUGUUUACGUGGAGGAUAUACAUCGUCAGCGAUACGUUCGUUGGUGAGGAUGUCGACCGUGAUAUUUCGUUGAAGAUCGACGACGUGUCCGCGCUCAAUGACGAUGAGAAAGGGGAAGAAGACUACAUCUCCGACCCCGAGGAGGACAGUUUGGCGGGCCAGAUGGCCGCCAUGCGGGGAGGGUCGGUCAAGAAGAUUCGUCCUGAGGACGCGAGUGAUGAAGAGGACGACGAGAGCGGAACUGACGAUGACGAGAAGAAGAACGAUAGCGACAGUAGUAGCGACAGUGAUUGA